This is a messenger RNA of Chroicocephalus ridibundus (black-headed gull), 14799 nucleotides long. RefSeq names its product zinc finger and BTB domain containing 34 (gene ZBTB34). Gene Ontology annotation, molecular function: RNA polymerase II cis-regulatory region sequence-specific DNA binding; protein binding; DNA-binding transcription factor activity, RNA polymerase II-specific. The record is from RefSeq and is a predicted model, not a curated record. The transcript is spliced from 3 exons. Gene Ontology annotation, biological process: regulation of transcription by RNA polymerase II. The coding region runs from base 8479 to 10041 and encodes 520 amino acids. Lineage: Eukaryota; Metazoa; Chordata; Aves; Charadriiformes; Laridae.
GCAGCUGUGGGAGCGGGCGGGAAGCGGCGGCGGGAGCGGGCGGGAGACGGGCCGGGCCGGGCCGGGGCCCCGCCAUGUGAGAGACCCUGACAGCGCCAGGUGAGCAGCGGGCGGGGCGGGGCGGCGCGGCGGGACCGGAGCCCGCGCUCCGGGAGGGGUCCCAGCGCCCUGACAGGCCCCGCCCGGGCAGCGGCGGCGGCGGGACGGGUGGUAGGGCCGGCGGGCGAGGCCUCGGGUCUGCCACCGGCCGGCAGCCGUGGGGCGAGGCGCGGGGCGGGCCGCUCUGCUGCUGCCGUCGCUGGCCCCGGCCGCCGGGCUCGCCCCGCUCCGGCCUCCUCUCGGCAGGCGCUGCCGCCGCGUAACCCGGGUGUGUGUCCCCGGUGUGCUUCUGGUUUUGCCGGUGGGGGAGGCAACGCGCGUUGUGCCCGGGUCUGCCGAGGAGGGCCGAAGCCGCCGGCAGCGCGGGCCGGGCUGGGCGGAGCGGGCGGGGGCCGUGCCCGCCGUGGUGCUGCCGCGGCCGCCGCUCCGGCAGCGGAGCUGGGAGCUCUGGCGGAGCCCCGGUCUCUGUAGUUGCAAGGGCACCUCAGAAUCCCCGCAGCUGUGCGUGGCGUGCAGAAUGGGGGUCACUUUAUCAUAGCCGCAGCUGAGGGGGACCUGGGAGCACGCCUGGGCAGUCCCGGAAAGGCCGAUACGGGAGAGCCCGGUGGCCGGGAGCAGACGCGGGGGGCAGACGCGCCGCGGCCGGUGCGGGGCACCGGGACGUGCCCGGGCUUCGCGUCCCGUGAGUGCGGUCCGACAGCACUGGCGGGCUGGGGAAACACCGGGAAGACGUGUUCUUCGGAGCUGCUUUACAUCUACUGCAGUGUUGCUGAUACCUAGAGAACAUAGCUACUUCAUUGCUUGGAAGAAAAACUGCGGCCAAAAAGUUAUGAUUUGAUGAAGAAUGACUAAGGUUAUAUAUGUAAAAAAAAAAAAAAGUAGACGGAUUAAAACGCAUGAUACUAAUCAAAUAUUACCUUGGCAGCAAAUCAUUUAUUGCUGUCAUAGCAGAAGGUACAAAAGCCCUCUCCCUUCCCACGUCUUAGAGUUCCAGGUGUGUGUAUAUAUAUGUAUUGCAAGUCCUGUGCUAUCAGCUGGGGUUUUACACCAGUAGAGGCUUCUCAAAGGCUACAUCUCAAAGUUGUCAGAUACUCAGAAAAUGUGGACAGUAACUAUUUAGGAUUAGAUAAUGGGUAUAUUAUGAAAUUUGUGCACAAAAUAAAAGCUUGUGAUCAUUACUUGUAAGUUUUUGCUGAUUUAAAGUUUAUGUAUCAUAAAUAUGCCCCUCUGAUUUAUUUAUCUGACAUAGUACUUUUGCUGAUCUUGGCUAUCUCCAGUUUACCUUCUAGUAACUUUUCUGCGUUAAGAAAUAGAUACAUACCUGUAACGGCUUUUGUAAUAACUUGACUUCUAGAGCAAAAAUUUAGAGAUUAUUUGUGUUGACGUUUCUAAUCGUUGGGUGAAACUUUGUGCAUCAAUAGUGGAUUUAUUUUUACUAUUUUAAUCACCUCCAUACAGGCAAGCAAUUGUGGGGAAGACAGUUUGAGAAUAAGGGACAAAGGUGGCCCUGGGACUUCAGUUUCACAACUGCUUUCUUUGGAUAUUUGCUCAAAAAAGGCUCCUGGGUUUUUUUUUUCUAUGAAAUGCUAACUGUGUAGUUCCAGUGAUUUCCCCGCUGCACCACACUAAGCAUUUGAGAAUAGGUGUGUAGUGUUACCGAUACUAGCGUGUGCGUAUACACACACAUAAAUUAAAAAUAAUUGGUUUUAAUUUUGAUGUUAAAAUCAUCCAGUCCUUCAAGUGGUUUUCUAUUAAUCAUGUUGUGAGUGUUGGUGAGCUAAAAAGAAGUCCUUUUCAAUUUUUGUUAGAAACAAGUCUGAAUUAGCAAAAAUAAUUUCUGUGGCACUUGUAGGGGUUUAAUGUAUUGCUCACCCAUGCAAACGGUGGGAUAAUGUUCUGCAACACUUUAGGAACGCCUGCCUGACAGACGUGAGUUUUACUCUCGGCUUCGCUGCGGAUGUUCAGUACUUUGAGCAGGGGGUUGCCCCUCCGUCUGCAGAGGAGGAGCAAUGACAUUGACUUUCACUGUAGUGGUCUGAGAUCUGCUCCUGAAAGCGUGCGAGAACUAAGUUUUCUAGCGACUACGUUUCAGCCUGUACUAAUUGGCGUCAGUUUCUGGGAAAACUGGGGGUUUCCUGCAUUUUUAUGAGGUAAUGUAAUGAAGUUUUAAAUUGUUGUGUCGUCACCACUACUAUAACAAAAUAGAAGUGAAGCAGACUCAUUUUCAAAGCUGUUUUCCGAGGAAUAGUGGGAGAUAAGCAUCUUUUAUGCUUUACUACAGAUAAUUCGCUAUUUCAAGUUUUGGCCAAACUGUCUGUAUUUCCAUUGAUUCCAGUGGGAAGGGUUUUUAGCUUAGUUCAAACUUUCCCAAAACUUAACACACCUUGUGAAUUAAAUUUCUGGAGUGAUUUGUCAGUGGUUAACCUUUGGAGGAAUGAGGAAUAGGAAUGAAAUCCUGUUUUGUUAAGAAAGGAACUAAUUGCUUCCAUAGCCAUUUAUUUUUGAGAGAUGUGGUUGUUCCCAUGACUUUUGCAUUACUCUGUCAUUAGACUACUAGAAAGGUAGCUUAGUUCUCAUUCAGGGUUUUUUUUGGAUGGCUUUUGAAUCAGGAAUCAACUGUACUGUAGACUGUUCAAAGCGGUACUGAGCUUAUCAAAAGUAUGGGCAGGGAGUUUAUGUGUAAACAUCGGCUUGUGCUCGCUGUUUUUAAUCAUAUUGGCCGUUUUGUUUACCUGUUAGAUGCGAAUCUAACAGAAUGAUGCAUUAAACUGAGCUGGAAAGUUUUUGAGAUCGCUGUAGUUGUAAAAGAUGCAUAAACAUAGUGCAUUUUAUCCUGUUGGAGACGCUGCAGACAAAACAAAACUUCAUGCUGCAACAGAGAUAUUACCAGAAUUUUCUGUUGUGCUGUAGCAUCUCUUAGGAUCUGCAUGUGAACUCUUUGUUAAACUUCCAUCUGAGUUCACGACAGUCACUUACUCUGAGAUAUCAAAAUUUCAUGUCUGUAUGCAGCAGUCUCUCCAGUUGUAUCUCCAAUGUGUCUAAGUUUAAAUAUUUUUGAGUGAGUUUAAAAGCAAAGAAUACCAAUCAACCUAAGCAAAGAUUGUUGCUUGAUUUAUUCUUCUAUGGAUAGUAAUGCUUCUAGAAUUCAGCUUUGUAAUUCCCUGGAAACGAAGAAUUCACAAAAGAGGAGUAUAAAUAAGAGUGAUUUAGGAAACGAUGCUGUUUGACGUGACAAAUACUCGAGCAGCAAGCCCGUACUUCUUUAGUGUUCCAUUCAAGGGAAGCUUUGAAAGAAAAUGCGUGAAACUAUCACUUCAUGUGGUCAAGCAGAUACUUGCCAUUUUACCACCAAUCUUAAAGCCUGUUGCUUUGUGUCAUUAAUUUAUUUGGUUUUAGUUAAUAGGCAUGUGCCUGUGAAUUACUGCUACGAGAGAACAUCUAGGAGACCGAAUGCAGAAAGACUAAAGUUUUCAAGAAUUUUUUGCUUACUGUAGUGCUAUGAUUCGUGUGAUGUUACGUUAAAGAGCUUUUAAAUGUUAGUUCUAUGAAGUGCAGUCAAAGUUUAGAAAAAUCUAGUUAAGCUCCAAGUGUUUCCUUAAGCGUCAAGUGGAAACAUUCCCCCCGUCAUCCUUUCUGUGGUUUAAAGGAGUUGUUUUAAAUUUAUAAAUAUAUGUGUCUCUGUGUGUCUAUGAUUUUAGUGCGUAGAUUAGAUGGAGAAGUGUGUCAUUAGGUAUAUUUUCUGUCACCAGGAGGAUGCCUCUGGCAGUGUGUUGUGUAGACCGCAAAAUACACUGCAUGGGUGAGCUGAAAAUACACAAGGCUCUAUUUUUAUUAUUUAUUGCAUGUGUUUCCGGAAAAACUUUUAGUGCCAUUGGUUUUUAAAUCUGUUAAAAAAACCCCCAGUAGUAUCUGAUUAUUUCACUUGAGAUAAAUAUAAAAUAAUGUAGUGUCCUUCAUGCUCUCUAAAGGGCGGAGAAUUCUUAAGAAAAUGGCUGCUUGAAUUUAGGGAGAAUUGAAGCAAAACCCAAUGCUACAUAUUUACAUAGUGCUGCUUAUAUUAUUACAAGUGUGCUGUAGUUCUGCAUGAAAUUGUCUCAAUUGUUGGGAGAGUAGGGUUUUUUCUUCUUUUUUUUGCUUGUUUAUUUUGGGGGCUUUUUGUGUUUUUUUGGUUUUUUUUUAAUGACUAUGAUAUUAAAAUCGGUUUUCUAGCUGUAGGGAAGCUUACCAUGCUUCGGGGGCCAGACUCUCAGUGAAGCAGCGGUGCUGUGUGUCACACUGCAUACGGCUCUCCAAGGGCACUAGAUGUUGGCUUUUAAAAGAGAAUAUAAUAAUUUGCUGUUAUGAGAGGUAUAAGCUGGUAAAAGAUUAUAUGAUCAGUUUCUUCCUUGUAUUCAAAGACUAUUUAAAGCGGACUGUCUUAGAAAUGCCCCUAGACUGUGACAUAUCUGAUAGCAGGUUUUUUUUCGGUACAGCCAGCAUUAAUUCCCGUGGCUGCUGUAAUCUGAGGACUAAGGCAAACGCAAAUGGAGAGGAGUGAGAGUGAUGAAGAUUUUUGCCCUAAAACUUCCAUGAUCACAGCUGAUAGGGUUAAAAUUCUCUUGAAUUAUGAUACAUUUUUGCAAUUAUGUCUUAAGUUCUCCCAGAUGGUGUAGUAAAUACUGAAUCCUACCAAAUGCAAGGGAGGAGUCCACUGAUUUAUACAAAUACCUGGGGUUUUUUCUUGCUUUUUCUCUGUAUUCUGAGCGGUAAUGUAUGGAGCGUCCAUUCUUGAUGUUGCGGAGCGCUUUUUUUGUUUUAGUCUUAAUUUUCCUUAUGAUCCCUCUAACUUUUCUAUGUGUUUCUGUUUUCAGACACAUGCUACAACAGUAAUGAUUUGUAAUGUGUGUUUUUUCCCAAGGAACCCAUGUUGCUGAGCUAAUUAAAGAAAAUGCAAGGGAUCUUUUCUCACAUCUUUGUGUUACUUCAAUGAACACUUUUGUUGGAAGACAUAGGGCAGCGAUCCACUCCUAGUAAAUUCGUACUGUGGUCUACGUUUGCUGUAUAAGACCCUGAUGAAUAAAUGUAAUGCAGACGCAAAGAGAACUGAUACGAUUCUGUUGAGUGUGACUGGAUCAUCUCCUACAGAAAUAGACAGGAGGCUCAACACAGAGCGCCGCUAAGACUUAGUGAAUUGGUGUCCAGUUCUGGCCUGGGCUUUAAAACUAGAAAGACUUCAGCCAAUUUCUCGCAUACAUAAUAUCGAUGAAAACCUUAAACACUGUGAUCUACUUACGCAGGAAGGUCAAGAGAAGACCUAUUCAUAGACAGGUGCCCAGAGGUGGUCUUAAAUUUUACAGGGCUUUAACCUAACAUUACAGUGUCCCACAGGCAGGGUGGAAGCUAGAGCAAGACAAAAUGCAUUAUUUUUUAACAAGGAGAGUACCUAACAUGGCUAUGAGUUGUCUUAGCUCUCGCUACCGCCCAAACGCUUGAGUCUGUAUAACUGUCUUCAUUCUGAACUACUAGACCGUGGUCUUGGACCCAAAGAACACAGGUCACCUCUGUACGUGCUGAAGUGUCGUGGAAGGUAACUGUCUGGUUAACUGGAGAGAUAUUUUUUUUUCUUUAGAUCAUACAGUGGAUGUGUCCAAAGCUCACUUGUGUUUUAGAGUACCUUUCUGCUUCAGUUUAAUGCCUCUUGCCUCAGCCCAGAAGAGAAGAGGUUAGGGAUGCAUUUCAACUUGGAGAAAGCUGUUAAGAAAUUGAGGGGUUCUUAUUAACCUUUUCCAGGACUGUUUCAGGAAUACUUCAACCAGAAAUCAUAUUGUCUUGAAAGAGCUACUGGCCUGCCAGCAUUGAUGAAUAAUUGAGUAUUGUUAUGGUACGAUACCCUGCUGAAGAAUAUUUUGGUUAAUUCUACUGGAAUUUGAUUAUGAAACUGCUAACUUCAUUCUGUAUACAAAUAAAAUAAAACCUUCUUGAGUGUGGGAAUGUAACCUAAAGAUUACUUUUAUUUUCUAGAGAUAGUGACAUUGGGGAUUUACGUGACUAAAUAAGAUCGUUCUUUUUCUAACCAUUAUUUAUCAAUAAAGCGUUGCUGGUGGCGCCUGCUUCUCUGAAACGUGUAAGGCCCAGAAUUUUUCCCCAGUCUUGCCUUCCCAAAUAGAUGGAAGAAAGUUGGGGUGCCUGGUAUUAACCUCAGCAAAAUCACUGCAGUCUCAGUGCUGUCCCUGCUGCAGCCCUGCCUGCUCCCGAAGGUGGUGGUUAUUGGCAGCCUCGUCAGUUCCAGGACCUCUGCAACUAGAGAUUUCAGAGUUUGGCUGAAAGUGAAAGAAGGGUUUCCUUCUCUCAGCAGCUGCUGCUGCGGUUCAAAAUUCUUGUUGUUUAACCCCAACUUCCUACAGAUGUUUUCAAGAUCGCAGGAAGCAUGCGUCCUCAAAGGAAGAAACUAAGGUGGAAAAGUAGUCACAACAAGUGCGUGAUGUAGCUUGUUCACUUUCUUUUUUUUUUUUUUUAGAGCAGAUGGGUAUAAAACUCACGGUGUACUGCUUUUUUGGGCUGUGUUUUGUGUACUUGAUCUGUUUGUUUGCUUCCAAAGCAAUACUGUAUGUUCUCUUGAUCCCUGUUUCUGGUUUUCGCUGCUUAUCUGCCACAUCGGCAGCCAGACUUACAGACCUUUAACUCCAGCAUUCACUCCACUCACGAACAGGAUUUGUGCUGUUUCCUCCUAACAUUUUCAGGAGAAUAAGCUGCUUUGUUUCCCAAAAGAAAGAUGAAACGACUCUGAGACCAAGGAUGUAGAAUUGCUUAUAUAGAUAUGCCCAUGGAGAUAAUUAGCUGUGCUAACGGAGUUGUGAUGUGCAAGGAUCACUGAGGGUCCCUUUCCUCUUGGCAUCCCUCUCUUCCCGGUUCUCAUGGUCUGUGUUCACGGUCCAUUUUCGAUGUGUGGCCGUGUCCUAGGGAGUGUAAAUUCAGCUAGAGAUGCUAAGAUGCCAUGAUCAAAAGAACAUUUAUUUUUUUUUCUCCACGGUAAGGUAUAAAAUGUCCAUCUUCUUUCUAUCGGGUGCCUAUCCUUAAUUCAUUCCUUUUGUCUGAAUUAGUGCUAGUGGUUAUAGUUAGUAUUUUAACAUUUUGUCUAGGACUAAAUUGUGUCUGUUUUGCUGAGUAAGAGCCCUUAGGGAGGUAUGGGGCAAGGAGGAGGGCCACUUUCUAUGUGUGACAAACUUUCUGUACAUUCUAAAUGCCAUAAAAAGGAGUAAUUUCUGGUGGGAUUUGACGGAGGCUUGACCAAGAUCUGGUUCCUUAGCUCAAGGAUACAAAAUGAUGCAGGAAUGACAAAUUAUCACUGCUGGGGACCAGUCUUGUAGUCUGCACACAGUCCCCAGUGUAGGUGACUUGUCAGUUCAUGUCACUUCAGGUCGACAAAAGCUCUUCCUCCACUUAGCAAAGAGCAGCUUCAUCAGGAACGUCCUGAUGGCGCUUGCAUCUGUGCGUAGCUCCCAAGCCCCACAAAUGAGAGGCAGCGGCCGCGCUGGGUUGCGAGGAAGCCCCGCCGCCCCAUCGGACGAGGGGGAGUUGGCAAACCUGUGUCCCAACGGCGGAGGGUCCUCCCAGCGGAGUGGGCGCUUCUGCGGGGACUUGAGCAGCGGUGCCCUGCACGGCGUGUGGGGAUGCUCAGAGUAACACGGUUAAUCGUGCCGUUUAGCCACUCCGCUGCUAAAUUGGGUUUGUUUGUUUGUUUGUCGUAACGUUUGAUUUCUGACCCAUGCCUGACUUGCAUCAGCUCACAAGCUCCAAGUCGUUCUGUAGCUUUGUUCACUGAAUGAAAGCCCUGUCCUGCCAAAGCUAUCUUUGUGUAGAUGGCUGCAGUCGUAUCGCUUCUGUUAACCACCGUUUAGUCCUUAUUUCCCUCAUCAGAUAUAAGAGCAUAUAAAAUGUCUUUUCCCCUACUUUUACAUAACAAGUGCAAAACCUCAGAUGAAGUCGGGUUUGCCCAUUUCAAUCUAUGACACAUUGGUAACCGACAGAACAUGUUUAGCAACUCUGAUAACCUGAUUUUGAAUGCUCUGUGAGAGUUUUUGACCGUUUUCUAAAUCAGACGUAAUUUUAGUGAGGUCAGGAAGCUGGCUGUCUUCCUUCUCUCAGGAAAAGUUGUUCCAUUGUGAAGGUUAUGAAUGUUAGUCUUAAGUGACAGUCAGCUGAUAUAGCUCCAGUUUGUCUUCGUUGGGUUUUUAUCAUAUUCCUACCUGUUGAUUUUGUUUUUAGAGUGCCUGAAUUUUCAUAAUUUGAUUUAAAUUGUUCAUAUGUCCCAUUACAGCAUGUAACAUAAGACAUAAAUAGGAAAAAAAAAUCCACUAGUAUGUUGUGAUACAUUGGACAUGCUUCCUGCAUCAGAAGUCAAUGGAUGAUGUUGAGAUCUGUUUGUUCAAUUGGAAAAACAGAUUACUCUUUACAUCAGUAGAAAUGGACAGCAGCAGUUUCAUUCAGUUUGAUGUGCCCGAGUACAGCAACACUGUUCUGAGCCAGUUAAAUGAACUCCGCUUGCAAGGAAAGCUAUGUGACAUAAUUGUGCACAUUCAGGGUCAGCCAUUUCGAGCCCACAAAGCUGUCUUAGCUGCCAGUUCUCCGUAUUUCCGUGACCAUUCGGCAUUAAGCACCAUGAGUGGCUUAUCAAUAUCAGUUAUUAAAAAUCCCAAUGUUUUUGAACAGUUGCUUUCUUUUUGUUACACUGGAAGGAUGUCCUUGCAGCUGAAGGAUGUCGUUAGUUUCCUAACUGCAGCUAGCUUUCUACAGAUGCAGUGCGUCAUUGAUAAAUGCACACAGAUACUGGAGAGUAUCCAUUCAAAGAUCAGUGUUGGUGAUGUUGACUCUGUCACUGUUGGUGCUGAAGAAAAUCCAGAAAAUCGCAAUGGAGUUAAAGACAGCAGCUACUUUGCCAAUCCCAUUGAGAUCUCUCCCCCCUAUUGCUCUCAGGUGCGACAGGCAGCGGCAGGCAGCGAUCUUAGGAUGGAAACUACUCCAGGCAAAACCCUACGCGGUCGUCUGCAAGAAGAAGGGCAUUCAGAUCGAGGAAGCAGUGGGAGUAUCUCUGAAUACGAGAUUCAGAUUGAAGGUGACCAUGAGCAAGGAGACCUGAUAGUAAGGGAAAGUCAGAUUGCAGAGGUGAAAGUUAAAAUGGAAAAGUCCGACAGGCCAAGCUGCUCUGAUAGCUCCUCCCUUGGCGACGACGGAUAUCACACUGAAAUGGUGGAUGGAGAGCAAGUGGUGGCGGUAAAUGUUGGUUCCUAUGGGUCUGUCUUACAACAUGUUUAUUCGUUUACCCAUGCCUCGUCACAGGCUACAGGCGUGUCUGAAACCUUCGGAAGCCUGAGCAAUACGAGUCCUUCAAGGUCAAUGCUGAGCUGUUUCAGAGGGGGUCGUGCACGCCAAAAACGGGUAUCCGCCGGUCACUUGCAUAGCGAUGUUCAGGGCUUGGUGCAAGGGGCUGACAGUGAAUCCAUGGUGAGUAACCCAGGAUAUGAAAAUAGCCCACGGGAAAGAAAUGCCAGAGGUCACUGGUAUCCAUACAACGAGAGGCUAAUUUGUAUUUACUGUGGGAAGUCUUUCAACCAGAAGGGGAGCCUCGAUCGACACAUGCGAUUGCACAUGGGAAUAACCCCUUUCGUGUGCAAGUUUUGUGGGAAGAAAUACACCCGCAAGGACCAGCUCGAGUAUCAUAUUCGUGGUCACACAGAUGACAAGCCCUUUCGCUGCGAGAUCUGUGGAAAAUGUUUUCCUUUCCAGGGUACGCUAAACCAGCAUUUGCGAAAAAAUCACCCUGGGGUAACAGAGGUAAGAAACAGGGUAGAGUCUCCAGACAGAACAGAAGCUUUUGUGGAACAGAAAGUAGAUAAUGAUGCUUCAGCUUCUGAAGCUAUGGAUUCUAGUAUGGAAAUUCAUGCAAUGUCUAACGCAUCUGAUUAAAAUAUUACAUUCUAAGUGCAACACAAACAAGCACAUUACUAAUGUAUUUUUAAAAUCUGUUACUCUCUUAGUAAUCUUCAGUACAAGUAUAACAGCCUUUUCAUUUUUCUGACCUUCUGGAAAUCAGUUUGAAAUGGUUUCCGGAGAAGACUACAUGAGUAUUCUUUGUUUUUGAAGGAGGCUGGGUUGGUUUUGUUUUUUUUUUACUUUUGAAGAUGCUCAAAAUGUAAAAGAUAGUGUGCUGGGGAAAGGAUAGGAAGAGUCUGCUAAAGUGUCCCUACUGGUUCAUCUGGCAAGACACAAAUUCCAGUGGAGAAAGAUAUUAGAAUGAGCUUGGCAGCUCUGCUGGAUACGCCAAGAAGGUGUCAUCUCCCGUGUUUUAUUUCCUAAAUCCUGUUGCUGGUAAUGAGUUACACAGCAGUGGUGAGAGAGAAUAUUAGAACUUUGAUUCCUUCCGUGUGUCACGAUGAAACCUGUUUGCUUUUACUAACUGGUUUGGGUAGUUAGUCUGUUUAUAUAUAUAAAUUUGCUUUAUAUAUAUAAAACACUUUCACUUUUCCUGUUCUGGUUGAGGUGAAUGUAAAAGUACGUCAAGGUUUAUACUAUGUACGACUUUCAACUGCUGGGUCUCCUCUCUGCUAAGGAUCUAGGACUUCAGACUUUGGGAGGAUGGUUUUGGUUUUAAAAGAAUGUUGUUUGGUUUUCAUUUUAUUAAACUAUUACUUUGUGUGCAAAAGUGAGCAAAGUGAAUUACCUUGUUUUAAUAGCUUUGCUUUAUAACGUAUGUAAACCAAAUGCCAUAAAUCUAUUAAAUUAUGGUUAAAUUGUUGAGGGGUUUUGUUAGUUGUCUGGAACGCAAGCUGGACAACCUGUGGUGCUGACCUUUUUAUAUAUAUAGAGAUAGAUAUAUCUAUAUAUAUAUUUAAAAAAAAAAAAUUAGCAAACCUAAAAGUAGCAUUGUGGUUUUAAAUGUGUUUUUACUGGCCUCAGAAUCUACCUUCAUUUCGUACUGUAGAACCAUACCAGGUAAUUAAAUUUAAACUUCAUCACUCUUCACGGUUGGGCGAGACCUGGGAGCGAUGAUGUAGUUUAAACGACAGUAUUUCCAAGCAGUGUUUUAAUAGGUCUCUUCACAGAGAGCUGUUUUCAGGUGCACAUUGACUUCCUACUUAAAGCUCCAAGUGAUACGUCAGCACUUGGGAUUUGUACUUUUUUUUGUAUAAAAAAAACAAAUACUCUAUGGGAAUUUCGAGCAAUAUGUCUGUUAUUUCAUGUGUGAGUAUUACAGAGUUGCUAUGGCUUCCCUCCUAUUUUCAGUGGUUGUUUUCUGCAUAAAGGAACUACCGACAACUUUAAAAAUACUCUACAUCUUUUUGUUUCACCAAACGUUCUUUUUAAUAUGGUGCUAACUUCAUCAUUUAGGUCAGUAUAAUAUAUAAAAUGUGAAACCUAAUGGUAACAGUUAAGCAAAAGCAAAAAAAAAAAAAAAAAAAAAAGGGCAAAAAAAACCCAAAACAAAAACAAUCAAAAAAAAAAAAGAAGAAAAAAAAUCCCCACCACAACAAAAAAACCCCAACAAUAGCUUAAGAGACCUCAAAAGCAUGAACUGGCAAACACUACUGUGUAAAAUUCUACCCGGUGAACAGAACUAAACGAGUCACAUGCUUGAUUAAAAUACAGGGUUUAGACGAUUGGGCCUUAUGUUUGUUUAGCAGAUAUUGAAAAUACAUCCAUGAACAUGCUGUUUAGCUCCUGGAAUUUAGAAAGUAAAAGCUGAUUCCUAAAUUUACGGGAAAGCAAAAAGGUAGGUUUGCUGUCUGGUGAAGCUUUUUUGGCUCCCGUGAGGUUGGGGCGUAUUUGUGCAGUAGCUUUAUUAAAUACACGAGCUCGUACUAUUGUGACAGUCUGCAAUAAGAAUGAAUUUCACUAAAUACAGAUUCCCGGUGGAAACCCCGCCUGCUCCGUUGGAGCAGUUUCAGUUAAAUUGAGUACGGAAUUUGCCUCUUUGUCCUAAAAUUGCAUAAAUGAAGAGGCCGAGGGUGGGGAGAUGUUUCUCUCCUUGAAGCAACAAUAGAACUUUCGUUUCCGGCAAGGGCAAGUUUCUGUCCGUGUCUAGGGAAGGUAGUCUGUAUGUUUACCCAUUGAAGAACAUGUUGGUGUUUCUGAUACUGUUUUUUUCCUAAAUGUUUGUUUUAAGUAAUUAAAUGCAAAAAAAAAAAAAAAAAAAAAAAAAAAAAAGUGUUUUGAUGAAUUAAGUUUGAGACAUGCAAAAUCCAAGAAAUGUGCAGUUAUUCUUAACCCUUUAUCCGGGACCUGUGCUGUGGUGCCUUUGGUGUGACUUGUUCCGUGGAAGUACGAGUUGAGGAGAGCAGGAUGUGGGUACUAAUUUUACAUUUCUUGAAUUUCUCCAUGCCACAAUCUUAACGUUAUUUAAAGCUAGUUCUUUGUAUUUGUAAAUGUAUUAAAAUGGUUUGAGUUUACCAAAGAGUGACUUAUCCAAAAUUGUCUCUGACAAAAACAAACAAAAAACCAUCGCGUUGAUUGUACAGGUUCAGGUUCAAAACAUUGUAACGGGACUGUUACGGGGCAGGAAAUGAUCGCUUUUUCUACAAAAUCACGAUUCAGCAGUUCGCAAGUUCUGCUUGCUCCUAGUCGUGCUGAGAGGCCAUUUACCCUUUCCACUGCUAGCAGUGUUAAUAAUUAUCAAGCCAUAACACAGUACUGUAAAGCGCAGCAGUGCUUCGAAGGACGCGUCCGUAGGCGAGCGGAUGAUAAAACGUCAUCCAGCGUUACAUUUACACUUACAAAGUGUGAGACUCUGGUAGACAACGAACUUCAAACCUGGCGACAGCAAUUAAAUUGUGCCUUGUCACAUAAUGGUCUGCCAGGCUUAACAUUGCCAUGAAACAUGAAGCAUUCUCUGACUGAAGUUCAUUUCACGAGCCCACCCAAGCAGAGGACGCUGUGGUAUUUUAAGCAAACUCCAGAAGUACUGUACGGUGUCUUGUGUCUGUACAGUUUUAAGUUAGCACAGAGCUGUUACACAUUUCAUUUACAAUAAAUGCAGAAGUCAAUAAAAAUACGUGAAGAAAUAUUUGACAGCAAAAUAAAUCGUGAAAUUAUAUAGGCUGGUUCAUAAUUGAGUCUCUUCUUAAUCUACCUUUUUAAUUAUAGACAAAUGUGAAAACAGUGACAGUGUCCUUUCCUCUAGAUGUUUAACCUAUUAUGACAAACUGUGAAAAUAAAGGAUUUUAUACCUUUGCUAAUGUUUGUGGGUUUAAACAGUUAUUUUCGUUUUCUUAAUCAGUUACCUUCCGUAUUAUUUCUUUUAAACUUGUAAAUACAUUUAGAAAAUAGCUUUGUAAAUACUUACAGUAUAUUAAAAGUUCCGUUUGGUCGAUAAGGCCUCAAGAUUGGCUCCGCUUUUGUAGCGUGAAAUCUUGCGACAGCAAAAAGGAUACUGUCAGUUCACUGUUCAGCAGAAUAUACUGUAGGCCUAAAUUGAUAGUUCUUAACGCAGUCUUCCCAAGCAUAAAUUCCUGGUUUAUGCUGAAGCCUUUGGUUUACUUUUAGGCAAAAAAAAAAAAAAAAAAAAAAAAUGAGGCCUCUUAAUAUGUUUAGGCUGAAUUAUGGGAAGAACAGCAGGAAUAAAAUCAAGGGCUGGGAAAAAGAUUGAAUGAGCUUUACCUUUAAAUAUAUAUAUAUAUAUAUAAAAAAAAUCUUAUUUGAAUUUUUGUAUUAGUUUACUGUGAUUCUUUUAUUGUCAUUUUUCUAAACAGGUUUCACAUGAAACCAUUGAAAGGGACUCAAAUAUGCAACACCUAAUCUAUUUUCCAAGGGAAUUUUACCCUUGAAUGGUGCUUUUUGACUGGUCAGGGUUAUUUAUUAAAUUUUAUAUUUGAAAGUAUUUGGGGAAUUAUGUAAAUUCUUUAUAUGAAUCUGUUUAUUUCAUGAAUUGUAAAUUUCAUAAUACUCAGUGAUUGAAUUGGAAGUUUAGCAAAGUCAUUCAAAAUGUUCAAAGUUUAUAAUCUGUGUGCAUUUUACAUAUAUUUUAACAAGUGCCAGAAUAGCUGUAUUUAAUAUUGUAGAUUUAAUACUACUUGCACAUCCCUGUGACAGCAUUAACUUAAGUUACACACGUUUACAUUUAAGAAAUAAAAAUAAAGCUAAACAAAGAAGUAAGCCUGGGACACGCGUCCCUGUAUUUGCCGGGGGGUGGGGGGCGCGGGUUGGGCAGCGGGGCAGGUUUUGCCGGUGGUUCCUGCGAGCGGCUCCUGCUGCGGGACCACCGGGAGCUGCUGCCUCCCCCGAGACACCCGCCAGGCGCUGGGCCCCGCGCUCGCCCCGACCCGCCGCCCCUCUGCGGGGAGAGGCAGAGCUCUUGCACGAUUUUAACAGUGUUUGUUUCUGACUGAAAAGUCGUAUUUUUAAGUAACUUUUAUUUGUAUGGUUGUUUUUCAUGGUAAAUAAUUGAACAGUUUGAAUGACUUGACUUGGUGUCAUUAUCUUGCAAUAUAAACCGGUAACCUCACAACUCCGCACUUCAUCACCCUAUGAAGUAAAUGAAGCUAGCUAAGCUGAUGCUGUAACGAUUAAUAACUUGCCAUUAAGGAUUAUUUUAUAGCAUGAAUUUUAAAGUAUUUAUUCAAAUGAUAUUUUACUCUUGUAUUCACUUUGUUUUUAGAUUUGUGACAUGAAUAUUUCAGUGCUGCUUUAUUUUGUUCUGAUGAAUUUGUUUCUUGCUUGUAAAUCGCUUUU